AUGUCGAAUUUUUCUGCUCUUUCACGAUACAGGGUUAUUAUUGAAUGCCAAGUUGUGGUCUCAGAUGAGGAUAUAGGAAGUAGCUCUGUGAUGCUUGGUAAAUUUUUUCGUUUGCUUUCUCCUCAGGUGGAUUAUGAGAUGGGUAAACAAGCUUAUAGUGCAAAUGCAUAUAGGAGGGGGACAAAACAUCCUACAUAUAUAGGUGUGAGAAAGAGAAAGUGGGGUUUGUGGGUGUCAGAAAUCAGAGAGCCGGGGAAGGAGAAGAGAAUAUGGCUUGGCUCAUUUCCCUCACCAGAGAUGGCAGCUCGUGCACAUGAUGCAGCUGCUUUUGCUUUAAGAGGGGAGUCAGCCAAUUUCAAUUUCCCUGACUCGAUUCACUCCCUUCCUUGCCCUGCAACUUCAUCUGCAACAGAUAUUCGGGCUGCUGCUGUCCAAGCUGCAUACUCUUCUUCUCAACAGCCAGAGAAACAAAUAUCACAGCUGUGUCCCAACAGGAACAGGAACAGUGAUGAUAUUACCAAUGCGUUUCUUGGUUCAGAGCCCUUUCCACAGAAUGAGUCUCAAUUCACUGAUAUUGGAGGAACUGAAAGCCAAAACAAUGAGAUGAUGGAAUCAUGGCUAGAUUGUUUAAACUUGCUAAUGAACACUGCAGAUGGAGUGACGAUGGGAUCUUCUCUCCAAUUUCAUAAGCAAUCCACUGAAGCAGAAGAAUAA
Molecule: messenger RNA, 714 nt
Organism: Cryptomeria japonica (Japanese cedar)
Lineage: Eukaryota; Viridiplantae; Streptophyta; Pinopsida; Cupressales; Cupressaceae
Product: ethylene-responsive transcription factor ERF039-like
Exons: 2
Coding region: 1-714 (237 amino acids)
Biological process (GO): regulation of DNA-templated transcription
Molecular function (GO): DNA binding; DNA-binding transcription factor activity
Source: RefSeq, a predicted model, not a curated record